Molecule: messenger RNA, 1323 nt
Organism: Scheffersomyces amazonensis
Lineage: Eukaryota; Fungi; Ascomycota; Pichiomycetes; Serinales; Debaryomycetaceae
Gene: YBN5
Product: Obg-like ATPase
Exons: 1
Coding region: 50-1240 (396 amino acids)
Cellular component (GO): cytoplasm
Molecular function (GO): GTP binding; ATP hydrolysis activity; ATP binding
Source: RefSeq, a predicted model, not a curated record
AAAGGAAUCAGUCAAGCACUUACACUAUAAGUAGUAAAUUGUACUGAAAAUGCCACCAAAGAAGAAGGGAGCUCAAGAAAAGCCUAUUUUAUUAGGUAGACCAGGUAAUAACUUAAAAUCUGGUAUUGUUGGUUUAGCCAAUGUUGGUAAAUCAACAUUUUUCCAAGCCAUUACUAGAUGUCCAUUAGGUAAUCCAGCUAAUUAUCCAUUCGCAACCAUUGAACCAGAAGAAGCAAGAGUUAUUGUUCCAUCUCCAAGAUUUGAUAAAUUAUGUGAAUUAUAUAAACCUAAAAGUGAAGUUCCAGCUUAUAUGACUAUUUAUGAUAUUGCUGGUUUAACUAAAGGUGCUCAUAAGGGUGAAGGUUUAGGUAAUAAUUUCUUAGCAAACAUUAGAGCUGUUGAUGCAAUUUUUCAAGUUGUUCGUUCUUUUGAUGAUGCUGAUAUUAUUCAUAUUAAUGAUGAAGUUAAUCCAGUUGCUGAUUUAGAUAUUAUUCAUGAAGAAUUAAGAUUAAAAGAUAUCGAAUUCGCUGAAAAAUAUUUAGAAGGUAUUGAAAAAAUCACUAGAAGAGGUGGUCAAUCUUUAGAAGUUAAACAAAAGAAGGAAGAAGCUGAAUUAGUUAAAAAAAUCAUUCAAUUAUUAAAAGAUGGUCAUAGAAUUGCCAAUCAAACUUGGACUAUGAAAGAAGUCGAUGCUAUUAAUCAAAUGUUCCUUUUAACUGCCAAGCCAUGUAUUUAUUUAAUUAACUUGAGUGAAAGAGAUUACGUCAGAAAGAAGAAUAAGCAUUUAUUAAAGAUCAAAGAAUGGGUUGAUAAAUAUUCUCCAGGAGAUUUAAUCGUCCCAAUCAGUGUUUCUUUAGAAGAAAAAUUAGCUGGUAUGGAAACUGAUGAAGAAAGAGAAGCUUAUUGUAAAGAAAUUGGUGCUCAAUCUGCUUUACCAAAGAUUAUUCUUGCCAUGAGACAAAAAUUAGAUUUAAUUUCUUUCUUUACUGGUGGUCCAGAUGAAGUUAGAGAAUGGACCAUUAGAAGAUGGUUUACUGCCCCACAAGCUGCUGGUACUAUUCAUACUGAUUUGGAAAGAACUUUCAUUUUAGCUCAAGUUAUUAAGUAUGAAGAUUUAAUUGAACUUGGUGAUGAAAACAGUGUCAGAUCUGCUGGUAAGUUAUUGCAAAAGGGUAAAGAUUAUUUUGUUGAAGAUGGUGAUGUUAUUUAUGUUAAAGCUGCUGAAGGUAAGGCUCGUUAAGAAUAUUUAUGUACAUAAUCACAAUAUAAGCAAUUCCCAUAUAUAUAUAUACAUAUAGUAAAUCUAUGUAAUUAGGUUUUGAC